AUAAAUUUUACUUUGGCAACGACGAAAUAUUAAACCUUAUAAUAAAAUUACAAGGCGAAUGCAUUUAGCUUUUCGUGGAUAAGUACAUUUUCUAAUGACUCGAUAAAUUAAUGAUUUUCAAACCUUUUCAACUUCUACUAUAGUUUUCUUGAAAAGCGAAUUUAAAUAGGCGUCUCACGUACUAUUUCCCGCCAUUGUCGGCGAAUCGUGGAAGCGCGUGUAUACCGAGAACUUUGAAAAAUGAAAACAUGAUUGAGUUUAUAAUUUCCAUUACUUUGAACUUGACACUUAUUCGAUAAGACUUAAUGAGAAAAUUUCCAAAUGCACAUAAUGAAGCUUAUAGAUUACGUAGUACGCAGUUUCAAAGUAGCUAAAGUGUUUCGAGAAAACACUGAUCGCAUUAACAGCAUAGACUUUUCACACAACGGAGAAACAUUGAUAUCAAGCAGCGACGAUGAGUCCAUUGUCAUUUAUGAUUGUGAACGAGGAACGCACAAAAGAACACUUCAUAGCAAGAAGUAUGGAGUUGAUUUAAUUCGUUAUACUCAUGCAGCAAACACAGCAAUUCAUAGUUCAACAAAAGUAGAUGAUACAUUACGGUAUCUUUCACUUCAUGAUAACAAAUAUAUUAGAUAUUAUCAAGCUCAUACAAAAAAGGUUAUAUCUUUAUGCAUGUCACCCGUUGAUGACACAUUCAUGUCCAGCUCUUUAGACAAAACCAUCAGAAUAUGGGAUUUAAGGUCUCCAAAUUGUCAAGGGGUGAUGCAUUUAUCUGGCAGUAGAUCUGUUGUAAAUUUUGAUCCUGAAGGUCUCAUCUUUGCUGUUGGUUUAAAUUCAGAAUUGGUUAAAUUAUAUGACCUAAAGUCGUUUGAUAAGGGUCCAUUCAAUACAUUCAAGCUUCCUCAGGAUAAAGAAUGUGAUUGGACUGGUCUUAAGUUCAGCCCAGAUGGGAAGACAAUCCUUAUUUCUACCAAUGGUCAAGUAAUCCAUCUUAUAGAUGCUUUUCAGGGAACACCAUUACGAGCUUUCACGAGUCACAUAAAUAAUAAGGGUAUGCCAUUAGAAGCAUCAUUCAGCCCAGACUCUCAGUUUGUAUUCAGUGGUUCUACUGAUGGCCGAGUUCACGUUUGGAGUGCAGAAACUGGUAUAAAAACUGCUGAAUUAUCUUGUGAUCAUACUGGUCCUGUUCAGUGUGUCCAGUUCAAUCCCAAGUAUAUGAUGCUCGCAUCUGCAUGCACAAAUAUGGCUUUUUGGCUUCCGACUGUAGAUGAAAACAUCUGAAAGAAAUCAUUAAGCCGUGCUUCAUUUGUGAAUCCUGUGCUUUGUGUUUUGAUGCAUCUUCCUUCUGACAAUUUUAAAAUAUCAUUAACAAACUGUAAUUUUUGACAUAAUUUAGCAUGUAAUAUUUACCAUUUGCUCAUGACUUCAUCUAUCAAGUUACGUAGUGACUGGCAUUGUUUUUAAUGCGGACAUUUCUACUCAAGCCCUUUUAUUGCCAUUGUAUCUGUUUAUUUAUCACUGUAGAUAUUUCUUGUAGAAUAAAAUGUCUUUGCCUUUUGUAAUUAUGUUAAAAAA
Molecule: messenger RNA, 1575 nt
Organism: Stegodyphus dumicola
Lineage: Eukaryota; Metazoa; Arthropoda; Arachnida; Araneae; Eresidae
Product: WD repeat-containing protein 82-like
Cellular component (GO): Set1C/COMPASS complex
Molecular function (GO): protein binding; chromatin binding
Source: RefSeq, a predicted model, not a curated record